Fundulus heteroclitus (mummichog) is the source of this 1876-nucleotide messenger RNA. RefSeq names its product translocase of inner mitochondrial membrane domain containing 1 (gene timmdc1). NCBI's taxonomy places the organism in Eukaryota, Metazoa, Chordata, Actinopteri, Cyprinodontiformes, Fundulidae. The record is from RefSeq and is a predicted model, not a curated record. Gene Ontology annotation, cellular component: mitochondrion. The transcript is spliced from 8 exons. Bases 153 to 1106 code for a protein of 317 amino acids.
CCAGGGGGCGCUGGUGUCAUUUCACUGUCGCAGCGCUACAUUGUUUUUAAAGCUGAGCCAGAGGAGUUGUCCUGCUGCUGCCGCACUAGUUGGGCUGACCAUCUGAAGGACACACAUGACAAGACAAAUAUCUCACCGCCAGCUGACGCACGAUGCAUCCAGAGCAGCAGAGAACAAGCCGUGAACUGCACAGACGACGGGCAGACCCCAGCCCCCGGGGCGCGAUGAGCGCGGGCCCACUGCAGCGCCUCGUCCAGACCGCCAUGCCUCGUUUCCUCUGCUUUCUGCUCCCCAGGGUGGAUGCAGCUGAUGUGGCUGUCGGGCAGAUGCCCGCCUCCUCCUCCUCUUCCAGCACUAGACCCAGCGCUCUGCCAAAGAACAUUGGCAAGCCAGAGUUUCCAGACACAGGAUGGGAGCGCAUCAAGGACCUCUUUGAUCGAGAUGAGAAGCAGAAAUACCCAGAGGAGCUCAUGAAUGUGAUAAACUGCGGCACUCUGGGUGCGGUCACCGGCUUUGUGUACGGCGGCCUGCCCGCUGCCCGCUUUGCCAGGCAGCGGUACAUCCAGCUAAGCCAGGCAGAGGUGUACACGAGUCGCGUGGAUGCAGUCCGCUCGGCUCACAACGCAGCUAUCCGGGGCUUUUUGCGAUACGGGUGGAGAUGGAGCUGGAGAGUGUCUCUGAUAGUCACUAUGGUCAGUUCUGUCAGCACCGGCCUGUCUGUGUACAGAGACAAAGACGCCCUCAGUAAUUACGUUGCAGCCGGAGCUGUCACCGCAGGCCUUUUCAGACUGAACCUGGGCCUGAGGGGGCUGGUGGCAGGAAGCAUCAUUGGAGCAGUCCUGGGGAUCCCUAUGGGAGCCAUGGUCAUCGGCCUGCAGUCUCUGACAGGAGAAACGGCCAGAGAGAGGAGGCGGAGAGAGCGCCGCGAGCUUUAUGAGCACAAGUUAGAAGAAUGGACGGCCCGUCUGCAGAUGACUGAUGAGUUGAUAGACAGCCUGGCCGUCACCGCUCAGCCGGAGGAGUCCAAGAAAGACAUGGAGAGGAUCGAGGAACUGCUCCGUUUAUCAAAUAGUGACGAUGUCGACAAAGACUCCAGCAGCCAGUGACAGUAGCUGGAUCCCUUCCUGGUAUUUUUCACACUUUAAAGGUGGGGCAUAUUUUCAGUGAAAGGAUAAAAUGUGGCCAUCUUUGCCUGGACUUUGAAGAUGGCAGUACUUCUCAUCAACUCGCUGUCAGAACUUGGAAAGCUCGCCGUGCACUGUAAAUGAAGAACGAAGGGAUUUUAAAAUCAUUUCCAUCUAAACCCUAACACUGGUAUGCUGAUGACAUAUUCAUCCUGGGAACUAAUAAAUGUGUCUUAAAUUACAGUUGGAUUUGUAAAUAUUUAGGUAUUUUUAAUAUAAAACAGGCGUUUACCAAAACUACAAGACAAAUUAAAAAGUUCUUGAAUAUAUUGGGAUACCUAUUAAUAAUAAGUUCUGCGAAAAUCCUCGACAUGCACUGACUGCCUGAAGUCUCCCUGUAACAAUGGUUAAGUUUGGUUUUUGAAUGUUGACUUUUUGUCUUCAGAUUUAUCUUUAGAAACUGUAAAGCAUUGAUUUUCAGUUUUUUCCCUGAGAGUAUUCGACCUGAGCGUUAGCAGAAUAUGGAGCCUUUGACAUCAACAGACGUACAAUACGGGCUUGCUGUACUUGCAGCAAAGGGUGACUCUACAAUGCAUCGGUGUGGCGAACAUUUAUAUAUAAUAGCCUUUUAUUUAAAUAGCCUUUAUAUAAAUAGCAUUUAUAUACAAAUGCACGCCACGACCUUCCAUUUUGUAUUUGCAGAGUACAGUUUCAGUUCACGAUGAUCUGCAACAUAAAAUGCAUUCAAGUUG